GUGACUUGACCGGGCAGAGAGAGGGGGGACAGACGCGGGGAGGAGGACAGAGGAGGAGGACAGGAGGAGCCGGGAGGAGGAGGAGGAGGGUGAAGCUGCUGGAGGUGGAGGGACAUUCACUCAUUGUUACAACUCGAGGAGCGGCGGAGAGCUCGUUAUUACACGUGAAUCCGACACAACAUUCAGGUAAAGUUGAUCUAAUUCCUCCAAUUCCGCCUCAAACCUCAGCCGGAGUGUUCCUCUCUCUUCUGUUAAAACCGCCCGGCUCGUUACGGGGAAAUAUCACACCGGUACACGGACUACACGCUGCUGCUGCCGCUGCCCUCCACGGUUACCAUCAUCUAACUAACCGUCAUCUUUUGUCUGCGGUGGGCUGCUUGACAUUUCUAUCUAUGUUAUCUAACCGUUUCACGGGAGUGGGCAGAGAUACACGGAAACGUUAGGAGGCUCUCGGUUACAUUAGAGGAGUGAAGAGGAAGAAGAAGAAGAAGGAGUAAAUUAAUGAAGUGGUUUCUAGGAGGAGCCCGUUAUUACAGAGGCACAGGUAGGCUGGACGAGCUUCUGCAUUUAUACUUUAAAAAAAACAUCAAAUAAAGCAGAUUAGUGACAUUUAAGAAGCUCAGGUGUACAAAAGUGACAAUAGUGAUGAUGCUUUGGGUGUGUGCGUUCAUGUAAAUAUAACAAAAAAAGCCCACUCUUGCAGAAUUGCUCCCCCUGCCUCUGUUUUCUGAAUUUCAUUAGAUUGUAAUACUCUUUAACAACAGAGAGAACACAUUAUUAUUCAUAAUUGACUGAAAAAAACAAACAAAAUGUGCCUAAAUGUUAAUCUCUAAUGAUGAUAAUGGUUUUAGUAUUUGCCCUGUGUGUCAGUGUUUUGCUGUUAUUUCCACUCAUUUGCAUCACAGACUGGUUGUUAAUGAGUAGAGUUGAUUUAAUUCGUCUUUAGCAGAGAUUACUGACAUUUAAGAAGUACAGGUGUACAAAAUCGACAAUAGAAAUUAUGGUUUGAGUGUGCGUGUGCAUAUAAAUAUAACAAAAAAAGCCCAAUCUUGCUGUUUCCUGAAAUUCAUUAGGUUGAAAUACUAUUUAACAACACAAAAAACACAUUAUUUAUUCACAAUUGACUAAAGAAACAAAAUGUGCCUAAAUGUCAAUGUUUAAAGAUGGUAAUGGUGUUAAUAUUUGCCCUGUGUGUCAGUGUUUUGCUGUUAUUUCCACUCAUUUGCAUCACAGACUGGUUGUUAAUGAGUACAGCCAAUGUGAGUCAUCCGGAAAGCAAUCACCUCCAUUUUUUAACCAGGCUUUUAUGUACGUAUGUAUGAAGUAUGUAUAUCCCUCCUCCUGCGUUUGGGUCAGCACCGACCUGUUUUUGAUUUUAAAUGCUUAAAAGGACCACUUAUACUAGCUUUUUUGCGUCAGUCUGAUCCUCUUCCAAUCAUGUGAGAUUUUGGAAAUUCUCAUUUUCUCAUAUUUUUCCCUGCACAAAAAACAAAGUCGGGCAUGUCCAGACGUGAGAUCAAUUCAGUAUAGAUGUCUGAACGACCCAGAGGACCACAACAAAAACUAUUAUAAGCAAUAUUUUCAUGGAUAAUGAAGCAGAACAUGGUAACCUAGAGAUGAGAACCAAACUGGAUGAUAGAGAAUUGUUUAUGGGUCAAAACCGACCCUUAACAUGGUAACACAGCUAACACAGGAGGAAGGUUAAAAUGACUGUGACUACAACUAAUGAAUAUUUCAUAUAUUUUUCUUCUUUCGCAGAUCCGGUCACCACCAUCAGCUGUUGUCAUCCUUAUUUUUCCCAGAAGCGGCAGAAGAGAGAGGGAGGGGUUUUCCUCAUUCGGUGACAGUGCAGCGUCUUAAAGGACCACAGCAUCUCCCAGGUGAUGGAGCGUCUGUGACACACCUCGCCUCCAGAAGAUGAUGGAUGAAGCCGGCUUUAACCAUGGCUGCGCUGGAUUACACCGCCAGGCCCACACCGUUCCUCUGUGAGCCGAAGAGGAGGAAGAGGCUAACCGACAGUCCCGGACGCUCCUCAGACCUCGCCGUUUCUCUCCCCUGAAGGUCAACAGGGAUCAACCUCUUUUGUCUUUCUUCUCUCCUGCUGUACGGAGCGGUCAUGGAUCUCCUCUGGGUGCUGUCGGUGUCCAUGCUCACGGCGUGCGUCGCCAUCCCUAUGGAUGCGGCGGGGAGCCACAGCCUGUUCACCUGCGAGCCUAUCACCUUGCGUAUGUGCCAGGGGCUGCCGUACAACUCCACCUUCAUGCCGAACAUACUGAACCAUUACGACCAGCAAACCGCUGCCCUGGCCAUGGAGGUACAGUACACCGCCGUUACUCAAACCUUUACAGGGAUCACCAUACAAACAAUUUACAAAUGUAUAAAUGAUCAGACAUGUCAGACCCGUACAGACGUUUAAAUCAGUGAUGUUAUGAUUUAGCGUAGAUCAGUGCAGCCAUAUGGCGCCAUGAUUUAAGCUUUGAUUUUAAAAUACCGACGCUUGUGCAGUUUUUUCUGACAGGACUGGAUUGGAAAUUAAAUCCCACUUUUCUAUCUCUCAAAAGCUUUUUUUGAGCCAAACAGUCACUUCUUAUUAAUGCCACAGUCCCAGAGAGUGCGUAUUAUUUAUCAUCUGCUGAGAGUUCAGGACAAAGUCAACGACAUGACAGAGAAAAUAUUGCGCAAGACUGUUUGGGUGUGACUGUUUCAGUUUGGCUUAAACGUGAUCCAGCCGUCUGGAUCCUCCCGGUCUCUGCAGGUGACCGUGGGCAGGUUCACUCCAGCUGGAAUCAUAUCUGUGAAAAAAAUCAGUGAGUGCAUAAAGAGCUCAAGGUGACUGAAGCGAGGAUUUAUGAGUUUAAGAUCAAAUAUGUCGAUCACAUUUUAAGGGAAGUGGUUUUUAGAUCGAAGUUGAGGACAUUUCAGUUUGAUUUUGGCUUAAAAAGAAAUACAAAAAACAACAACAUGAUCUCUGUUCUCUCGAAAUAUUAUCUACUAAACCCAAAUAAUCUGAGAAAAGAAGAUUCACAUGGAGAUAAUAAGACUAUAUUUACUCUCUCUGCUUUUGUUCCCUUUGUCUUUCCACCUGUUUGACCUUUACUGAGUAUACAACUGUUUUAAACAAUUAUGAUGUUUUCCAUUUAAAAGACUCAUGCUAUAUUUGGUUUCUGGACUUCAUCAUUAAAAUUUAAUUCACUAGGAACUUCAGUUAGUUGUAGCUAACGGAUAUAUGACAAGAAAUCAUGUGCGUGUAAAAUAUUGAAUGAAGCAGAGUAGUUUCCUUAUUUCUUUUAGCGAUACAGCAGACAAAAAUACGCAUCAGGUCAUAGAAAUUAGUCUGUAACUUGUAAAAAUGUACAAUAAUAUUAUAUCAUUAAUUUCUGUUAGGAUAGUCAUGAAUAUUUGAGGUUUCUUUUCCUCGUUCUUCAUCAUUUUCACAGUGACCUUGUCUUCCCCUCCCACCUUUCUGAAGCGUUUUCCCCUCUGCUCCUCUCACACCGUCUUUUGUCUGCUUGACUCACAUUAUCGUGACUGAAAUACACACAUCUGCAGACACGCACGUACCGGUAAAUAACCGUGAGAGUUGGUGUUAUGAAAGUGUACCCUACUUUCAUUUGGCUUCAGGAAAAAGGGAGUGUAUCACCAAAACAUUCAGCAGAAAAUUAAGUUUUUAUCUCGUCCCCGGGGGCCGAGAGAACGGUGCAUUAUUAAACGACAGGGCGCGGUGUCCUAAAAUGGUUGCUGGCAGCUGACGGGCGAAGCGAUUUACCACAACAUGGUACAUGUAGAGACUUUUCACUUCAUUUGUUGCACAUUAGAGCCAUUUUACAUAACAGGCUUUUGAGCAGCCGGUCAACUUAUCCUGGUGGAGAGGAAACCAAACGGUCUCUCUCUUAGUUUGGUGGAUUAAGACUCGGAUUGGAGUGUGGCGUCCGUGUUUUAUUGUAGAUUAUCUAUAGAUUUCCCAGCUGCAGCAUCAGACUGUUGUUGUGGCUGUGUGUUAUCCUCUUCAGGCGUUUAAACACAAUCAGGGAGCAGAUGCAUCACCUCGUUAACUUAAUCUCAUCCUUCAUAUAGGCUGAUCCUCCAUCUAUCGAGUAAUUACUGUCCAAACUGCACCAAAACAUCAGAUCAGACUCCCUCCAAGCUGUGUGUGAAACCGACUAUCAGUCCAUCCAUCUAUAUUUAUCUCCAGCUCUUUUGGCUCCCAUCGCCUCUGUCACUUUUACCCUUCAGCGCCCGCCCCACCCUAACCCCACCCCGCCAAAGCGAGGAAGCCACGCUGACCAUCUGUGCCUGCUCCACUUCUGUACUGUGCGUAGACUGAGAGAGAGAGCGGGAGCGAUGGAUGUAGGGCGGGAGGAGUCGUGUGGCAUGAAAAUCCAGGGUUAUGUAACCUCGAAACGUGCCCUGCCCGAGUGCGAGCGCUCAGAGCAUCACUUCACAACACAGCUGCGCUCGUAUUUGGGAAAGAUGCAGACGCCCCAACGCUGCAUGAAGAUUCACUCGCUGAAGACGUGAAUAUAUCGUGAGAUCCGACAUAUUAUCCCACUGCCAGCCCUGCGUCGUGUUUUUGCACGAAUAAGUCAUCCUCGAACCCGCGAUCGCAGUGUGUGGGUUGAAGCGAACACACAGAGACGCUUCUAGGUUAGACGGUGUUCACUUCGAUUGGUCAUGGAUCCGCAAUUAAGUCUCUUUUAGCCCCGCAGAAAUUCUCGCAGAGUUUAUAACACACAUGGAAACCCCAAUAACAGAGACGGGGCUUCUGUUUGGCUCCUGAUAACUCGCCCCACAUCCAGUUCAUGGGAGAACUCAAAGCCCGUAAGAUGUCGAGAGCGGCCAAAUGAGAAUUGACGGAUGAUCUUAAAGGGAAUUAGGUCCUCUGAAUAGCCAUGAUAAUGAUGAUGAAUGCCCUGCACCGUGGAGAAAGUGGGAGUUGGACGAGAACCAACGCCUGCCGUUUUUGCAGUUUUUGUCUGAACCCCCUGAAGUGGAGUCUUGUUGGAUUCCUUUCUUUUGGUCUCGCUUUUGAAGGUUUAGAGUUUUGGGGGAAAGUGGGCACAGUGUGUCCUGAUGUCAUUGCAAAACUUUCUGUUGCUUUAACUUGUUAAUAAAUAUAAGAAACAGCUGAAUGAGGUUAAGUUUAAGUGUUGUAUUCAUGUUACGUCGAGGAAUGGCAGAAAAAAGGCGAUUUCUCCAUCUCGGUGUUUAUCCCUGCUCACUCGGUCAUCAACGCUGACCGCUGAAUGACCUCACAGCUGAAGUGGGACAGCAGCCUCAGGGCUGGGAAUUGGCUAUUUCUGUGCCACAAUGAUACCGUAAGAUAAGUGGGAGCGUGGCCGAUUUGACAGGCAUCAGAAAAAGAAAAUAUAGAAGCCAGAAGGAGAGGGAUGAAUACUGUAGCUACAGGGUGAAUGUAAAGGAUCACAGACGAGAGGCAUGAGGUCAAUAACCCAGUGACAGUAAACGUCGAAUAAUCAGGACUGCUCUCUGUUUUAAAGUCGUGGUUUGAAACUCCUGUCAGGGUUUGUUCUGCAGGAAGAGGAGCUGAGGCUUCAUCGUAAAGAAACUACGUUUACUGAGAUUGUUUGUUUGUUAGUUGAAAAAGUGAAACUGUAAUGUGAACUUAACUCAGAGAAACUAUGAGCAACAAAGCCAUCUACAAAACAUCAUAACAUGAGUUAAAAACAUUUUAAAUUGUGCAUGAAGACGUAAAAAAAAGCUGCUCUGCAUUUAUUGAGUGAGUCUUUCUGAUGCACGUUGCAAAAAUCUGGAGUUAUUGCAAUAAAUUAGGAAAUUAUUUAAUCUCUACUUGUAUUGUUUUCUCUCUCAGCAUGUUUCUUAAGUUUGAAGAGUUAUAAUUUAAUGAAGAAAAAUGCAGACAGUGUGCAAAACAUGACAACAAACUGUAGUGUUUGUUUAAAGGUAAUAUUCACUCUUAGGUUUCCACUCCUUUAUUAUAUAACAGUAUUUAAUCUUGUUCUAACACGUCCUUAUUUUAAUCCUCCAGAAGGCAAAAAUUCAGAGAUUAGUUAUAAAAUCACACAUUUUAGUUUUUUCCAGAUAAGUAAAAGCAGCAAAAACCAUCUCUAUGUUGCUCAGAUGUUGUUUUCAGUUCAGAUAAGCGCAGAUAUACGUCAUAUAGAUGUUAUAUCUCCUGAAUGAAAUUACUUUGAAGGAAACAGAUGGGACGAGUGAGGGUCAGUGCCGACUAAAGAUGUUAACAUUGAUCGAUCAGAGAGGGGUUGUUUACGUGAAGCCAAAGCCAAGCUAGUAAAUCCUUUUUAAGGGUUUGUCUUUGAAUGUUCAGUGAGACGAUAAAAAGAGAUAUAAUGCAUGUAGAUAUAAGACUUUUAAACAGUUUGAUUCAAGUCUAACUAAAAUGUUCUCCUCGCUGUGACAUUUAGACUAAUCAACGGUCUGUUCUUAAUCUCCUCGCUCCCACUUACACUCGUUUCCUCCUCCUUUCAGGCCGUUAACUCGGCCCCUUGUCUCAGGUUUACAACGCUUUCAGAUAAACUGUGUCAUGUUACAGCUGCUGUGUAGAAUAACCCAGAUUCUACUCCACCCUGGCUGUGUGAAUAGGUUUGGUAAAAGAGAGCUGAGGUCGCUGAUGAAGCUCUCUGAAGGCUGCCAGUCUGUUAAAAAAAGUAAACCGGUUUAAAAACCUGCUAGUAAAGAUGUAUCCCAGCAAAGCAAACACACACACAAACACACACACACACCAUGGUCUGAUAAUUCCUACCCAGCGUGACCCGGACUAUAAAAGAGCCUCUUGUUUUAUUUAAUGUCCAACAGCGUGUUUAUUGGCAGUGGACUGAAAGAGGAGCACAUCCAGAGAGAGAGUGACUGGUCCGCGACAGCCUUCCUGAGUGUGUGUGUGUGUGUACGAGUGUGUGUGAGUGUGUGUGAGUGUGUGUACGGACAUUACACUCUGUCAAAGCCAAAGGUUUUCAAACAUUUCUUGGCGGUGAAUGACACGGCUGACUCGGUCGACCCAUCCCUCCGCUCUCUUAACUCCCCCCCUCUCUCUCACCCUCCUCUUUUGUCCUCUCCCUCCCCCCCCUACGCAGGGCUCACCAGUUGCCCAGGAAACGGUCCCAAUUGUGCCGUUAACAAAGGGGAGCAGAGGCUUUUUUUUUUUCUGCCUCCCGGGAGGUGGUCCCCUCCGCCCCGCACCCUGACCUCCUCGAACCCUGCUCUCCUCCCUCUUCCUCCCAACUCCUCCCCGGUGAUGCAUCACCCGUCGCCAUGGUGCCGUGCUUGAAAAUUCGGAGAAUUGGAAUGGCAUCAGAGUAGAAAGGAGGAUAAAGAGGCAGAGGGGGGAGUGAAGAAGGGAGGAGAGGGAGGGGUGCUGAUGGGAAGAGAGGUAUUUAUAAAAGGGCGAAGAACGCAGACCAGUUCGCCAUGUUGGACUUCUUUGUCAGCAAUUCAUCAGUCGGAGCGUCAGAGCAGCUGACCAAGAGCCUUCAUUAAGAGCUAAUUACUGUAGCGUUAGGAAAGUUCAAACAGGCCUCCUCUGACGCUCCUCAUUGGACCGCGCUGAAUUAAUAUUUAAAACAGUUUCUGAUUUAAAACAUGAUAAUCUCACAAGUGUGGAGAGGUGAAUCUGAGGUCAGGGAUGUUUUUUUACUUUUUUAUCCUCUAAAGGCUGAAAAUUCGCAGAUUUGUGGUUACGACAAACUAAUUUAAGCAGAAAUUAAUGUUCGAUUUUAAUCAGAGAUGUUGAACAACUACAGAAAUCUGACUAAAGCGCAGUGCAGAAAAGACAUUUUUGAGACGUUCAAAUUUAUCGUAAUGUAAAAAUGAGCUGAUUGAACGAUACAUGACUCGCACACCUCAUGCGUACUUUGUAUGGACACUGCACAGUGUAACUGUAAUAUUGGUGUCCCGGGGUACGAUUUCAUGCAUCGUGAAACCCUGAAAACACAGCAGGAGCGUCACGUACACAUGGCGCUUUUCCACCCUGCUGACUGUAGAACUACUCGUUGACGACAUUUAGGAAUGAAGUAGGAAUGGGCAUUUUAAGAGAGUCCCUUGAUCGAUUAAUCAUAUAUCUUAAAGAUACCCCCCUAGGACUGCGUGCUACAUGCUCACUCGCUCUUUCUACCUGCCUGGUGACUGUAAUAACCGUUGUUGUUUUUCUCAGUCAUGAAACGCUAAAAAUCAGGGACAACUUUAGCCAGGAAUGGGUCAUCCAAAUAGGGGACUGUCCCCCGAAAUCUGGGAUGUCUAGGCUGUGUCCGAAAUGAAUCACUCAAUCCCUAACCCCCAUAUUAGGUUUCACUAUAUAUCUGACUAUGUAGUGAACUCAAUCACCGGAGGUUUCCGAAACUACAUGGCGCACCGUUGUGACAUCACUGCUGCGUCUUGAAUUUUAUGAUGUUGUAAAGAUAUUUUUGUGCCGAAUAUUGUUUGCUGCGUCGUAUUAGGCACAAGAUUAUAUGAUGCAGCAAACAAUUGUUUUUUAAAAACUGUACGGAUCACUUGUGAGUGAAAAUAGAGCUCAAGCCAUGCAUGACAGGAUGCCCACCACCGGUGAGUGACUAUCAGAUGGUCACUCCAUUUUGCAAUGCUCUAUGGCAAAUUUUGAGUCGCCUAUAUUGGGCAUUGGAAUUGAUCACUCAGGUUUCGGACACCCCUCAAUGUGGCGCUAACCCCCAUAUAGUCGCCUAUAUAGGGGUUAGGGAUCCAUUUUGGACACAGCCAUGGUCACCCUACAGAUCCUUAUUGCUAGCAAGGAGCUGAUGAUGGUAGGUUGAGACUGAGAGGGCUCUGAGGGUUCAUUGACCUCAGUCAGAUGUAUGUGGUUUAAGUGGUAGUUACAUCAUUGGGGUCAUUGUUGUGUUUUACUUUUACGCGGAGUCGCAGUUUUUGCAGCAAACCUCAUCAUUCUUCAUCUUGCUUUCAUCGUUUUUUUUUGUACCACUCCUCUUGUAAAAUCAAAAUCCUUCCGCACAGUGAUAGUCACUGGAUUGCUUAAACACACACACACACUGACUGGACGCAGGAGGAUGGAUGCACGCUGUCAGCCCUUUUCUAAUAACGUUAGAUCAAUCGAAAUUUAGCGUGAUCGACGUAAUUCGUAGAUUACUUGAAAUCAGCUGGUGGUGUCAUACCACCUCUUCUUCUUCUUCUGACUGCCUCUUCUCGUUUUAUCUCCUCUCUGUUCGUUAAGGAUGGUCUGGUGUAUCCCGUGCUAGGUGAUUGCAUAGAACAGCUUCUUGGUUGUUUUGCUCAGUUAGACCCCAGUAGGUGAUUUAGCCCCAAUAUUUCAGCUUUCCUAGUACCUUUAAAAAAGUCGCUUGAGGCAGAGACUAGGUCCUGUCCUGUUCCAAAGAAGCACACAGUUCAUCGAAGUUCACAAACAAUACACUUAGCAACGUGUAUCAUUGCAAACAAAAGAACAUAAAGCGCGGUCAACAAAAAUUACGACUACCUAGGCUCACCUCUCCACCCCAGUGCAGGUAAGACCGCCUCGAUUUAACUUACUAGCUUUCAAACACAGCGCCCACGUGACCCAAACCCAGCGAAACCAAUAGCAACAAGACAAAAGUAACUGAACACAGGAUAACCGAUAAGCCAAGCAACAUUAUGGCUCCUACACCCAAAGAGAGAAACGUGAUCAUAGAUGUCCGUGUUUUAUAAAGGGUAACACUUCGAGGUCCUUCAUCAUGGCAUGUUGUGUGUGAGCGUCCCAUUAUUCCUCAUUUCCAGAGAUCAGGAACCCCCUUAACUAACUCCCAUGAAUGUGUAAUGACGAGCAGCAGGAGAGAGAAGCUGAAAUUACAUUAGCAUACCACCCCCCUCAUGCAGACCUGCACCAUCCAACAGGAUUGUGUAUUACACGCUUGAUUUUCCUUACAAGGCUGGCUCUGGGCUGAAAAGCACCAUGACGAACCUCUGGCCAUUCAUGGGAUCAGGGGCUCACCAGCUGUUUUCCAGUGUAGCUAUUAACACCAAAUCCCCACAGAGAGAGAGAAAGAGAGAUAGAGAGAGAGAGAGAGAGAGAGCGGAGAGGCUCUGCUGGGUCUGGAUGUGUUGGUGUUAGGUGUUGUUUGGCCUGCUGACGUUGAGACCAUAUGUCCCCAACCACCCCUCGCCUCACUCAGUCCUCUUACUGUAAUAAAACGGCUGAGUGGAGAUCCUGAAGAGGUGGAGGAGGGGGAGAAGAUAGAGGCGUGUAAAAAUAGGAAAAUAGAGGCUGAGUUUUUUUCUUCUUCCCAGAGUAGAUCAUCUCUGCUCCUAACCUACAAAUGUAUUCAAGCGUCUCCUCCAGCAGCACCUCCGUUCGUGGUACAGUAAAGCGUGGAGCAUUUGUGUUCUGUGGAGCAUGGCGGUGGCCCGCGGGAGUCCCAACGCAGCGGGGGAGCGGAGAUGCAACCUCACUUUAGCCGCAUUAGCUCAUGUUUGAGCGGUUAACCGACAGUGACGGGGACACCACGCCAGAUGAAGUCAUAGGUAGAUGUCGCAGGCGGGAUCAGGAGGACAGCAGCACCUAGUUCCCAGGACUGACAGGAAGGUGUCAAAUUCAGGGUUUAUACUCCCAGAAGAAGUCAAGUUUCCUCGUUGUGACCGUGUCGUCGUGUCUCUACAGAUGAUGAUGAUGAUGAAGAAUUGUCUGGGUUGUGAAACGAGUCUCCAGAAUUAAAUCAGUGAAAUCCUCUAAUUCUCUCUUCAUAACUGUUGUGAACUCGCAGCAUCCUGUGAACAGCAGCUGUGUCAACCCCGAGUGUGUGUGAGUGUGUGUUUGUGUCUUUUGAAGUGUCUGUGUGUGUGUGUGUGUGUGGCUUCAGGUGAUCUCUGGGUUUGUUCUACCUCUCCACUCAAACUAAAUACGACUUUUUACUGUUUUUAUAUUUGCCUGACUUCACUUAAAACUUUUAAGAGUCGACAGUUUCGUUAAGUUUUGUCUCGUUAUAAUUUUAUAAAUUCAGGGAGUUAAUGCAGACUACAUUUUUCAUUGAUUUGUUUUAUUUAGUCAAACAAAAUUAACCAAACUAAACUGUUUCAGAUUCCUAAACAAGACUUUGUAUUAUUUUUCACUUUUAUUAUUAUUAUUCACUUAAAAGCUUUUUAGAGUCGACUGUUUCAUUAAGUUUUGUUUGGUUAUAAUUUCUAAAAAUCAGGGAAUUAAGGCAGACUACAAUUUUUUGUUGACACACAGAAAUUUAUUUUACAGCUGAUUUAUUUUAUUUCAUUAAACAAAAAUAACCAAACUAAAAAGUUUCAGCUUCCUAAAGCGACUUUUUUCUUUUUUCUUAUUUGCUCAUUCAACUGCAAAUUAAGAAAGAGGAUUAGGGCCACAUAAAGAGCAAAAAAUAAUUACAGGAAGGAGAAUAAAGUCGGAAUGUCACGAUUAAAGCCGAAAUUUCGAGAUAAAAAAUUGAAAUCACGUCAAUAAAGUCGGAAUUUCAAGAUUAAAAAUUGAAAUUUCAGAUUAAAGCCGAAAGUACGAGAUUAAAAGAAUUUAAAUGAUGUCAAUAAGUUCGGAACUUCGCGAUUAAAGUUGAAAUUUCGAGAUAAAAAAAUCGAAAUUAUGUCAAUAAAGUGGGAAUUCCAUUAUUAAAAAUUGAAAUUCAAGAUUAAAGUCAAAAUCCUAAAAUUAAAAAAAUUGAAACUAUGUUAAUAAAAGCGAAAUUUCGAGAUUAAAAAUUGAAAUUUAGGGACUUAAGUCAAAAUUUUGAGGUUAAAGUCGACAUGAAUAAAGUUAAAAUAGCAACUUUCUUAAAUUUCAACUUUUUUAAUAUUUUAAUUUUAAUCUCAAAAGUUUGACUUUAAUCUCGAAAUGGAAAUUAAAAAAAUCUCUCUCCUGUAAUAAUAAUUUUCUCUUCUUGUGGCCCUAAUCCUCUAUCACAGCAAAUAUGCAGGGUUUAACUGUUGAUCUGACAAACAGGACUAUCAUUAUUAUUAAAUAAAAUCAUAUUAAAUGACUUCAUUUGUCACACUAAUGAAUACUGAUAAUAAUGGUUUCUUGUCUAAUUGGCCGGCUGGUUAACGAGACUCAUGAGGCCGAUGUUUCCAUAAUCUGUUCUUAAUGGUAACAUAUUUCACCCUUCCUUAAUAACAGCAAAUCUAAAACAAGUAAAGGUCAGUAUUUCAGAUAAAUUAGAGGCUUAGAAACGUAUAUUUGAUCGACAUUCACGUAAAGAUUUAAGGACUUGAAAAAGGGAAAAGGAGAAGAGAUGAUUAUGUCUUAUAGAUAACUCAUAAUGAUUGCCUGUUAUCGUGCUGAGGUACAUUGACGCUCAAUGAAACGUGAUGCCUCUAUUGGUGCCCAGAUUACUCAAUCGACCGGCUGAUUGAUCAGGUUAUGACAGGCGUGUAAGUACACUUAAGUGAUCUCUUAGACGUUGGAGUCGACGUAAACAAACACGCCAGAGGUGCAGAGGAAAAUCUCACUCUCUGUAAAAAAAAAAACCUCAGCGACACGUCCUCUUUAACUCCCUCCCCCCUCAUGGAGACAAAUUGCCCCCUGCCUGUCCUCUACCCUCCUCCCCCUCCCUUCCCCCUCCCUGUCCCUGUCUGUCACUCGGACCUCUGUCUUUAAAUUUCAGGGGGGGGGCGGCGGCAUGUGUCUGAGUGAUCAGGGUGUGGCUGGAGGCCUCUCUGUAGCACACAUGAGCGCAGAGGUGUAUGCAAAUGUACGCUGCAGAAACAUGCAGCUCCUGGACACACGGAUAUGUGUUUCACUCACACACUCACACACACACACACACACACUCACACACACUCACACACACACUGUCUCUCUCACUCCAAAUUAGCAUAUUAACAACAUGCCCCACAGAUGCUUCCUGCACUCACAAACGCCUCCUGGCUCCGUGUAAAGAGUGAAACCAUUAUAGUGCUGUAUGUGGGUGUAAAUAAUACACUCAUGUGGCUCUUUGGCUCAUGUGUGUGUCCGCCAGUCACAGCGUGGUCCUGCCUGCAACACAAAGGGGAUUGGGGGGGGGGUUUGCCCUGCAUGUUGCGGGAAGGAGUGAGGAGACGGCGGAGAGAAGGGGGGAGUUUAAGAGGGGAUUAUUUGGAAAGAGGCCCGAGGAGUUUUUGUUUUUAUGGAUUCAUCUUCAGAAACGGUCAGAGACACGCUCCGCUGCUCUCUUUGUGCUCCUCUUUGGCACCCACACAUGUGAAUCUCUUCCUUUCUGUCUCCACCUGCAGCCUUUCCAUCCCAUGGUGAACCUGCAGUGCUCCCCUGAGCUCCGGAUGUUCCUGUGCGCGCUCUACGCCCCGGUGUGCACAGAGUACGGCCGGAUGACCCUCCCCUGCCGCCGCCUCUGUCUGCAGGCCAAGAGCGACUGCUACAAACUGAUGGACAUGUUUGGUGUCAGCUGGCCGCAGGAGAUGGACUGCAACAGGUUGGGACAACAGCAAUAAGUCUUUUUUUCUUCAGGGUUGGUUUCUUUCGAAAACAAGAGUCGGUGAAAAAGGUGAAAAUACUCAGGGGACAUUCAGAAAAGUCUACGACAGAGUAUCAGGGCCACAUUAAGAAAAAUAAAUUAAGACUUGGAGAUUAAAGUCAUUACUAAAGAGAAUAAAGUCGUAAUAAAAUCAUUAUUUACUAGAAUAAGGUUGUAAUAAAAUCGUUAUAAAAUCAUUAUUUACAAAAACAAAGUCGUUAUAAAAUCGUUAUGAGAAUAAAGUCGUUAAAAAAUCAUUACUAACGGAAAUAACGCUGUAAAAAAAUAAUCACGAGAAUAAAGUCGUUAUAACAUCAUUACUUAAGAGAAUUAAGUUGUAAUAAAAUCAUUACUUGCAGAAACAAGUCGUUAUAAAAUCAUUAUUCACGAAAAUUAAGUUGUUAAAAAAUCAUCAGUAACAGGAAUAAAGCUGUAAUAAUAUUGUUACGAGAAUAAAGUCGUAAUAAAAUCAUUAUUUACAGGAAUAAAGUAGUAAAGUAAUUACUAAUGAGAAUAAAAACGUUAUAAAAUCGUUAACAGAAUAAAGUCAUAAUAAAAACAUUAUUUACGAAAAUAAAGCUGUAAUAAAAACAAUAUUUAUGAAAAUAAAGUAAAAAAAUAUAAAAUUAAAAAUAAAAUUAUGACCUACGAGAAAAAAGUUGUUAUAAAUUCAUUACUCACAAGAAAACAGUUGUUAUAAAAUUGUUAUUUAGGACAAUAAAGUCAUAAUAAAAUCGAUUAGAGAAUAAAGUCGUUAUAAAAUCAUUAUUCACAAGAAUUAAGUUGUUAAAAAAUCAUUAUUAUUAGGAAAUGAUUUUAUUAUGUAUUUAUUCUCGUAAGUAACGAUUUAAUUAUGACUUUAUUCUCAUAAGUAAUUACUUUAUUACAAUUUUUUUCCAUUGGAAGUAAUGACUUUAUUCCGACUUUAUACUCAUAAGUAAUUACUUUAUUAUGACUUCAUUAUGUAAGUUAUUAGUAAGUCUUAAAUUCGUUUUUUCUUAAUGUGUCCCUAAUACUCCGUCGUUUAAGUCGUGCAGUUGUGAUGUUAGUAUUUGAGGCUCAGAGAUGACCCGUCUCAUGCUUCUUCCUCAAGUCUCUGCAGGUCAGAUUAGUUUGUUUAAUUCUCCUCUCAUCUGUCUUCUUUGCCUCGGAGGUAGAAACAUGUCUUCAUCAGUCUGAAGGGUUUCCAGGGAAUGCUUUUGAAGCUGCUCCAGUCCUGACAGCUGAAAUAACCCUGAGCUCCUCUCCUCUCCUCUCUCCUCCUCCAGGUUCCCGGACUGUGACGAGCCCUACCCCCGUCCCGUUGAUCUGCAGUCCAAAUCAGACGCUACAGAGUCCCCCGCCUCUGUCCAGCGGGACUACGGCUUCUGGUGUCCUAGAGAGCUCAAAAUCGACCCUGAACUGGGGUACUCCUUCAUGGGCGUCCGGGACUGCUCCCCUCCGUGUCCGAACAUGUACUUCACCAGGGAGGAGCUGAUGUUCGCCCGCUACUUCAUCGGGGUGGUGUCCAUCGUCUGUCUGUCCGCCACCCUCUUCACCUUCCUAACGUUCCUCAUCGACGUUUCACGCUUCCGCUACCCGGAGCGUCCGAUCAUCUUCUACGCCGUGUGCUACAUGAUGGUGUCCCUGGUCUUCUUCUUGGGUUUCCUGCUGGAGGACAGAGUUUCCUGUAACGCAUCGACUCCUGGAAAGUUCAGGGCUUCGACUGUGACCCAGGGCUCCCACAAUAAGGUCAGACGGACUCUUUGGCGGUUUUCUUCUUCUUCUCUCUGACUACAUCUGUGCUGAUCCUCUUCCUCUUCCUCUCUCUCUCAGGCCUGCACCCUCCUCUUCAUGGUGCUCUACUUCUUCACGAUGGCCGGCAGCGUCUGGUGGGUCAUUCUCACCAUCACCUGGUUCCUGGCGGCCGUUCCUAAGUGGGGCAGCGAGGCCAUAGAGAAGAAGGCGCUUCUUUUCCACGCCUGCGCCUGGGGCGUCCCCGGCGUCCUCACUGUCGCCCUCCUCGCCAUGAACAAGAUCGAGGGGGACAGCGUCAGCGGCGUUUGCUUCGUGGGGCUCUACAACCUCACAGCUCUGCGGUGGUUCCUCCUGGCUCCUCUAGGACUCGAUGUCGUGGUGAGACAGACUAUCAUGGACUUUGAAAUACAACAUUUCUUCAAAACUCGAUUAUCGGUGACCCUGAAUCCCUCUCUCAUCUUUAUCCAAGGUCGGCGUUGUGUUGCUCCUCGCAGGCAUCGCGGCUCUAAACCGAGUCCGCAUGGAGAUCCCGUUGGAAAAGGAGAACCAGGAGAAGCUGGUGAAGUUUAUGAUCCGUAUCGCCGUGUUCUCGGUCCUCUAUCUGGUCCCUCUGCUCACCGUCCUGGGCUGCUACCUCUACGAGAACAGCUACAGAGCCGUCUGGGAGACCACCUGGGUCCAGGAGAAGUGCAGAGACUACCACAUCCCCUGUCCUUACCAGGUAGAGCAGCACGCCGUUUACAUUUAACACUUUAUAUGCAGCGUGUCAUCGGCAGCCUGCAGCAUCAGCACAGAGAGAGAGAGAGAGAGAGAGAGAGAGAGAGAGAGAGAGAGAGAGAGAGAGAGAGAGAGAGAGAGAGAGAGAGAGAGAGAGAGAGAGAGAGAGAGAGAGAGAGAGAGAGAGAGGGAGGGAGGGAGCGUCUCAUCUGAUAGAGCCGUUAAUAAUUCAAAGAUCGCGCUCUAUCUUCCUCCCAGCCAGGUAUCACCUCCUGUGUGAGAAAGACUUUGUACAUCCGCCUCUACCUUCAAUGUUCAAAGUGGAGUUCGAUUGUGCUGCAGGGGUCACUUUUUAGGCCAGAGAUGAUAUUUACUAGAGGUGUUCCAGCAAGGGUUCCUCACGAUUCGAUUCGAUUAUGGAAGCUUUGAUUCUUUGAUUAUUGCCAUUUUUAAUCCUCUUUUCCGUACAAGAUUGAUUUUUUCUUCAUCUGUGGCGACAUUUGUAAAUAAAAGCCUAUCAGUUACCUCAAUUCCCCUAAAACUACACUGUCAGUCGUCUUGUUUGCGCUUUUAUAAAAUUCAAAGUACUUCCACGCAGUUGCAGUCGACUCCGGUGGCGAGAGAAUCAGCCGCUCUUUGGAAGCUGCUGAAGCUGUUGCCAUUUUGCAAAGGAGCUAAUGUGCCCCGUUUUUUGUGGUCCCACUCGCUAAACGAACCAGGUGACGCACAUUAAGGUUCCGGUUAGGUGUGUUUUUUUUCUCCUGUUCUGGCCUUGCGGCAAAGCAUCAGCAUAGUUAUUUAUUUAUUUAUUUAUUUAUUUUUACAUAUUGACAUUAAUAAUUUUUUUAAUUUUUUUAACGCAUCAACAUUAAUAUUUAUUUAUUAAUUUUUUAUUCAUUGGCGUUAAUAUUUAUUUUUUUUAUUUAAGGCAUCAACAUUUUUAAUAUUAUUUUUUUUAUUUUUUUUAGGCAUCAAAUGUUCAUUUUUUUUAACACAUCAACAUUAAUAUUUAUUUAUUUUUAAUUUUUUUACCCAUCGGCGUUAAUAUUUAUUUAAUUUUUUAAGGCAUCAACGUUAUUAUUAUUGUUAUUGUUAUUAUUACAAUUAUUUUAUGCAUCGACAGCUAUAUGUAUUUUUUUUUUUACGCACAACAUUAAUAUUUAUUUAUUUUAAGCAUUGAGGUUAAUAAAUUGAUGCAGAAUCGUCACAUGAAGCAUUGCAAUGCAUCGACACAUUGAUGAAUUGCACCCACCUCUAAUAUUUACUCUGAAUCUCAGUCAGCUCGACUUUGAGAUGAAAAGAGAGAGAGAGAGAGAGAGAGAGAGAAAGAGAGGGAGAGAGAGAGAUGGUGAAGGUAAGAUUGGAAAAUCAGGCAGGUCCACAGGAGCGAAAUGAUGAUUCAACAUUAAAUAAAGGCAGAGAGAGACAGAGGGAUAACUGAGACCUGGACCAGACCUGAACCCGGUCUAACUGUAGGUGAAGUCUUGAGUCUACUCUUAGUGGAGUACGAAAGCAAAAGAUCCCUGAAUGAAGACAACAGUUGUGCUCUUAAUCCGUCCUCGUAAACAACGCUUUGUUUAAGAGAGCAGUGCGUUAAUCCCGUGUGUGUGUGUGUGUGUGUGUGUGUGUGUGUGUGAGAGUAUCUGCUGCUGCAAAGUGUGGGUCAGUGAGGUCAAGCUGCACAGCAUCAGCAUCUGCAAACAAGCUGCAUGUGCUGCACAGCUGAGCACUCUGCUGCUAUCAUACAAGAGAGUAAAAUCACCACCACUACUCCCCCCCACACACACAUCAUGAAAGAGCGUACACAUCCCACACACACAUGAACACACACACAUGAACACACACACAGAGUCCAAACUACAGUAUCGACUUAAAGUGCCGUACUAUAUUUAUCUUAAGAGCUUUCCCUCAGGCACAGACCUCGACUCCUGAGAGAUGCUGGACGCUUCAUCUCCACAGCGCACAAAGACACACUCGUACAUACACACACAGACACACACACAGUCUGACUCACUAAAGCCACACGAGAGCGCUCAACGGAACAAAAGAUAGCCCCUGUUUACAGUCCUAAAGUUAGUUUUAGUUACUCUGAGUUCAUCCUGGAAUCUGAACUUCUGCAGACAGUAAUGAGGACGUUGGCUGAAGUCACGCUGUCUCUCAUCUCUCGGCUGAAACGAGUGAAUCUGCGGAUGGCUGAGCCUCAGGGCCCGUCCGGUUCACUCAUAAUAAUGAGGCCAUCAUGACUGCAUGAGUGUUUGUGUGUGUGUGUGUGUGUGUGUGUGUGUGUGUGUGUGUGUGUGCAGGAGGUAGAGCUGUUUCUACGCUGCAGCUACUCUGCACAGCGUCCUGCUGCUCUGUCGUCUCUUUAACAUCUGCAGGAAUAAUCUACACGGUUUUCUCUUUUCUCGUAUCAAAGUAGGGCUGAGCGAUACGGCCUCAAAUCAAUAUCACAAAUAUUGAUCAGUCCCACAACUUUUAUUUAUUUUUUGACACCGAAUAUACCGAUAUGGGUGAAAUGACGUCGGUUGUUGUCCUAAAUUUCAGUAUCGGUAAAUUUUCCGUUUAUCGCCCAGCCCUAUAUCAAACUCUAACUUUUGUGUCUCUGUGUGUGCGUCCUGUAGGUGGAACAAACCAGCCGCCCAGACCUGGUCCUGUUCCUGGUCAAGUACCUGAUGAUGCUGAUCGUGGGGAUCCCCUCCGUGUUCUGGGUGGGCAGUAAGAAGACGUGCUUCGAGUGGGCGAGUUUCUUCCACGGCAAGAGACGCAAGGAGUAUGUACCUCACACUCACAGCUGCUGCAGCUCACAUGCUCAUGCACUCUCAGGGUCAAAAUCUCAGCAUCUGAUGAUAGAUAUUUAAUAACCAGAUUAACAAGAUUUUCAGCGAAGAUUUUAAAUUUAUUCAGGAUCGAAAAAUUAGUGCAAACAGCUAAAAGAGAGAAAAAGUGUGAGGAGUUUAAUCUAGAUUUUUUCUGCAGGUUAUUCAGUUUAUUUUUUGUCUUUCAAAUAUUAAUUAUUAAUCUGUGAAGAUAAUGCAUUACUCUCCACUGAUUUUGACCUUAUAACCCUCCUCCUGUGUUAGUGUCUGCACCGACCUGUUUGGUUUUAAAUGCUUAAAUUUGCUUUUUUGCAUUAAGACUUUUUGACUUUUUUAGAAACCUCCAUUUCAACAAAAUAAAAAAAUUAAAUUGACUAAAUUACAAAAUGCUCGUACCAAAAUUAUGGCACUUGUUGUGGUAAGUGUGUUGCUUUUAUUUUGAAAACCUAGCCAUUGUUUAAUUUCCGUUCGGACGCACGUGCGUACAUCCUAGACCUGCAUUUGUGAACAGAUACAAGUUUAAACAUCUGCAAAAUAUACGUAGACGCCUCAUAGUUGCUCAGUCCGCUUAUUAUUAAUUCGUGAGUUGCGGGUGCGCUUUUUUGGACUUGUUUUUAACCUGUAGUUGCUUAUUAAGGCUUGUUUUUCUGUAUGUGUGAACCCCCUGAUUUGAAGUUGAAGUUGUUGUUGGUUCGGCCCUCCAACACAGUUCAGGUUUCUCUGUGUCAGGGUCACUGUUGACCCGGUUAGAUCAAUAUCUAAUAAUUAGAGUAAAAACUGAAAUCAUAAAUGCACUGACAGUCAGAUCCUCUUCCAGUCAUGUGAGAUUUAGGAAAUUCUCAUUUUACCUGCACAAAAAAACAUCAGGUAUGUCCAGACUUCUACAUGCCACUUCAAAAACUAUGAUCAGCAAUAUUUUCAUGGAUAAUGAAGCCGAAUAAGGUAACCGAGAGAUGAGAACAAAAUUGGAUGAUAGAGAAUUGUUUUUAGUGUAAUUAACAGCUGAUUUAACCGACCCUCAUUAUGGUGGGUGCGUAGUCAAAGCUGACACAGGAGGAAGGUUAAUAACAGAGCAGCCUUGUUUGAUAUUCAUGACCGUCUGAUUCUGACACGUUUGAUCAAAGUUCAAGAUUUUGCAAGAUUCUUUCUCUGCACUCACCCCCCUCCCAUCCAAACUCAGAGCAUUAACCCCCUCUCCCACCGCCUGCUCCACACACUCCUCCAUCCUCUUCUACAACUGCCACCACCCUACCGCCUUCCCUCUCUCCCUCCCCACCCUCCUGCGUCUCUCCCUGCCCUCUCUGCCUCCCCCCAACUCCUCUCUCUCCUGCUCCUCCCGCCCGGACUGUAGCAGAAUGGUUAACGAGAGCCGACAGGUGCUGCAGGAGCCGGACUUCGCCCAGCUGCUGCUCAGGGACCCCAACACCCCCAUAGUGAGGAAGUCACGAGGCACGUCCACCCAGGGGACCUCCACCCAUGCCUCAUCCACCCACCUGGCCAUGCUGGAUGAACCACCCAGCGCCAGCACCAGCCGGGCCGGGUCUGUCCGGAGCGCUCGGUCCAAGAUGAGCAGCUACCACGGCAGUCUGCAUCGAUCCCGAGACGGCAGGUGGGUCUCCGAUCUCUCUUACAGCUGUGUACCCCCCCAUCUCUGCUCCUCACACCCGUGUCCUCCACCCUCACAGGUACACCGCCUCCAGUUUCCGAGCCUUAGACGACCGGCUGCCCUACGGGAGCAUGCCUCGCCUCAACGACCAAUCGCAGUCCAGACACUGCAGCACCAAUCGCCUGGACAGCCUAUCGCGGCACGGCUCCACCCAGCGGCUGGAGACCCAGUCUCGACACAGCAGCGUCAGAGACCUUAGCAGCACCACCCAAGUCAUUCUGGGUGGUCCUGGAAACGGGAUCCACAGAGUGCUGGAGGAGGACGGAGCGACGGCCUGAACAGAAAACAAACUGUUGUCGAAGCGUCGUCACCGCGGAGGACGUGGAACAGAAUGUGAGGACCAUCCACGAAGAUGGACUGAGCUGGAAUCCUCUCGGCUUUAGACGUCCUCCCAGCUGAUCCCAAAAACUGAAGCUCUGACUCACUUUGGUCCAGUUGAUGUCGGACCAGAUUACGGAGCCAGAAUAUGACCAACGCAGACAGACAGACUGAUGUUCACUUGUAUAAAAAGACUCUGAGCAGGAUCUGAACGAUGGAUGUUGGACUCAAACUCCGUUAUCCUUCUCACCCUGAUUUUUAUUUACAUUUCCCCUCAAAAUUAAAGACUCACGGGCAGAGGUAAGAAAUACGUCCAGGUGUGGAGAGCCUCGAUUACUUUGCAGAAGCCGUUCUUCUUCACUGCGCCGGCGUCCCGAUGUUUUCUAAUCUGAGGAGGAAUGUGGUUAACCAGAUGCAAGGGCUGAAGUACAGGUGAAACAGCUGAAUCCAAACUCCGGCCUUAUGACUGUGUUCAGAUUAAGGAAAUUAAGCAUAAUUUAACGAGCACUGUGAUUCAAUUUAGAGUCAAUAAAAAGACGAGUGUGAGGAACUUUUCAUACGACCACAAUCCCUGUGAAGAAAAACGACGUCAGGUGAAAUGUUGAUCAAACACAGAUUCUCAUCGUGCAAAGACAACAUGAAAUGAUAAAACUGGAAAGUGUUUUUUUUUUGAAAAAUGCUCAUUAGUUUCAACAUCAUCUGAACAGCGGCGUCUGUUGGCCCAAAAUCGGUUUCAUGUUUCAAGCAUUAAUGGUGCCUUCCCAGAUGAGUUAGCGGCCCACGCCAUGAGUUCUCAUUUAUCCGCGUGUUAUCCUGGAUGUAGUUUCCCUCUUGCAGUCUAUGCGGUGAUUUCCACUACAGAGUCUGGUUUUCAGCCUUAUCCAUUUAGUGCAGAUUUCUCCUGAUACUCUUGAGUCUUUUAAUAUUUUAUUUACCGCAGUUUAGACUAAGAUACUGUUAGCUAACGCGGUCUCUCACAUAGACUCAGCCUCUUACGACAAAAUCUAACCUGCUGCAAAUAAACCAAAGUAGUCUCUGUCCUCUAAAAUGAGCAUUUUCCAGUUUCACUUGUUGUCUUUGAACGAUUUCAGUAAAAUUUAGAGUUUACAUUUACAAACAUCAAUAAGUUUUAUUGACAUUUCACAGAGCGUUGAAACUUUUUAGGGAAUUGUGGUUGUACAUGUACAAAAAUGGCGUGUUGGGAGUUAAGGCUCAUUUAUGCUUGCCAGACAUUUGAAAAUGUAUGUGUCCGUUUUAAACGAUGGUUCCGUCGCUGCCGACAUAUUUCCAUGCGUCUUUGACGUUGGCAUGGAUGUCAACCAUUACAUCCACCAGGGGGCAGGCCGGAGUCAAAAGUUUCUGACAACUACAAAAAAAAAAUUAAGCAUGGCAACUGCGGAGAAGCUCGUGAUAAUGAAUACUUUGCGUUGGAGGAGGCGGUGGUCGCUCAGGACACUAAAUGCCUCUCGGUUGAAGGAUGGAGAAUUCUUUUCUCUUGUAGUACCGAUGAGAAAAAUUGACGACAAUCCUCAAAAAGGCCCCGCUACUGUAUUCUUCAUUUUUUUCUUAUGAUGUGCAUCAGGUAGCGACAGCAGCAACACUGCCCCCACAGUUUCAGGUGGUACUGCUCCGUCUGAACUGUAUCCGUAAACUUAAAGGAUACGAGCAGGAAUACAGACCAAAAAAACGUGAAGCAUGUAUCUGUUCGCAAAUUUUUUUCUCCAUAAGAUGGUAGGGUAAGGUCCCUCCUCCUUCGACAGCCAUACAGAAUAACCAAUCGGAUAUGUAAUGUUGAGCAUAAAUGAGCCUUUAUUCUAAACACAGACACACAGCCAGAGGUGCAAGCUAGCGUACAGCUAAUCGCUAAUACGCUAGCUGUUUGCAUGCAGGGUCCGAGUUCACAGUUUAAUAGACGGCGGCACAAAAACAUUAGUCAAACUCCAAGUAGAUUGUUUUGUUUAAAAUGUGUCCUUAUUUGUAUAGCCUCUGUAAAAUGUUAGCACAUUUCCUCUAGUGAGAAAAUCUUGUGUAUAGAUGUAAAAUACGAACUUUUUUUGUUUAUUUGUAAGUAAGUUUUUUCUUUUUUUAAUGAAAUAAACAGAAAUAAAGCGCA
Molecule: messenger RNA, 22767 nt
Organism: Xyrichtys novacula (pearly razorfish)
Lineage: Eukaryota; Metazoa; Chordata; Actinopteri; Labriformes; Labridae
Source: the annotation of a GenBank genome assembly